Molecule: messenger RNA, 696 nt
Organism: Fonsecaea nubica
Lineage: Eukaryota; Fungi; Ascomycota; Eurotiomycetes; Chaetothyriales; Herpotrichiellaceae
Exons: 1
Coding region: 1-696 (231 amino acids)
Source: RefSeq, a predicted model, not a curated record
AUGAAUUCGAUAGAAGGGCUGCCCCUUUCAUGCUACUAUGUCCCCAGUUUCAUCACCGCAUCUGAAGAGGCGCAGAUCCUCAACGACCUCCAGAAACUGCCCGAGUCUCGAUGGACUGUGCUCACCCACCGGCGUCUAUUAUCUCUACCCUCAACCUUGACCGGUCCUUCGCGUGACACUCUCCUUGCUGCCCCCAUGCCAGCGUACCUCGACGUGAUCGUCACCCGUCUUCAACAAGGCAAAUUCUUUGAGAGUUCCACACACAAGGCUCCGAACCAUGUCCUGAUCAAUGAAUACAAACCAGGAGAGGGAAUCAUGCCCCAUGAAGAUGGUCCUGCCUACGACCCAAUCACAGCGACGGUGAGCUUGGGGAGUCACACUGUGCUCGAAAUCUACCGAAAGACUGAAGCUGGCGAACGAGAAGCGAAGCCUACAUGGCGAAUCUUACAAGAACCCCGGAGUCUGCUGGUGACGACGGGCGACAUGUAUAUCAACACACUACAUGGCAUUUCAGAACUCCAGACGGAUGAGAAUCUGAACAGCGAGCAGAUCAUCAACUGGAAUCUCCUCGGUGACCAACAACCCUAUGAGAGCGGUCAUGCUCAGCGGCAAACUCGCAUUAGUCUCACCUUGCGUGACGUGAUCAAGGUUGCCAAAUUGGGGGGUGCUUUGAAGUUCAUAAACAAAAGGCCAUGA